AUGAAUGCCAUAGUGGAAGCUUUUGCCUUCUUCCUGGGGUUUCUAGGCUGGCUGAUGGUUGGGGUCGCACUUCCAAAUCGAUACUGGAAGGUCUCUUCUGUGGAUGGUAACGUUAUCACCACAUCAACCAUCUAUGAAAACCUAUGGAUGUCCUGUGCAACUGACUCUACAGGAGUUCACAACUGCCGGGAUUUUCCAUCUUUGCUCGCACUUAAUGGAUACAUUCAGGCCUCCCGAGCACUCAUGAUCGCUGCCAUUGUGUUUGGGACGUUUGGGCUCGUGGCUACCCUCGUAGGAAUGAAGUGCUCAAAAAUAGGAGGAGAAAACUACAUCCUUAAAGGAAGAAUCGCUGCAAUUGGAGGAGUGUUCUUUUUACUACAAGGGAUCUGCACCAUGAUUGCUGUAUCUUGGUAUGCAGCCAACAUCACACAGCAGUUCUUUGACCAGUUUUAUCCAGGGACAAAGUAUGAGAUCGGAGAGGGCUUGUAUAUCGGCUGGUCGUCAGCCAUACUUGCCAUUUGCGGAGGUUCAUGCCUGAUGUGUGCUUGCAAAGUCAAAACACCCAAUGAAAAAAUAUCAUAUCCAUACCAACCACCCUCUAGAGGACAUGUCCUGUCAACUGUGGGAACGUCUCAGUCUGUCCCAAGCAACUAUGGAAGAAAUGUGUAUGUCUGA
Messenger RNA from Morone saxatilis (striped sea-bass), 675 nucleotides. Its product is annotated as claudin-15-like. Lineage: Eukaryota; Metazoa; Chordata; Actinopteri; Moronidae. Bases 1 to 675 code for a protein of 224 amino acids. The record is from RefSeq and is a predicted model, not a curated record. The transcript has 5 exons. Gene Ontology annotation, molecular function: structural molecule activity. Gene Ontology annotation, cellular component: plasma membrane; bicellular tight junction. Gene Ontology annotation, biological process: cell adhesion; bicellular tight junction assembly.